UUGGGGAGGAGACGCGAGUUCCUGCGGGAAAGGGUGGGAGGAGGCAAGCCAAGACUCCCGGGCGGUCUGCGCUCCGUAGUCGCGAGAACGGUACUGGAGGCGGGGGUAUCCCCGGCCCCUCGGAGUGGCCUUUUGUGCGAGCGGCCAGAGUCUAUUUCAGCCUCACUGCAACAAUGUCUGCCUGCCGGCUUGGAAAAGUAAUUCCCAAAACAAGCAUCUUGUUCUUGUGUGACAUGCAGGAGAAAUUCCGGCCAAAUAUCAGCUACUUCCCUCAGAUUGUAUCUGUGGCGGCUCGAAUGUUGAAGGCUGCCAAAGCUCUUGAAAUCCCAACUGCGGUGACCGAACAGUACCCCAAAGGCCUGGGUCCAACGGUGCCCGAGCUGGGUGCUGAAGGACUUCGGAAGUACCCCAAGACGUGUUUCAGCAUGAUAAUCCCAGAGGUGGAAAAGGAGAUGGCCGCUGUUCCCAACCUCAAAUCUGUACUGCUGUGUGGCAUUGAGACUCAGGCCUGCAUCAUGAGCACAGCGCUGGACGUGAUGGAACGUGGGCUGGAUGUUCAUAUUGUGGUGGACGCUUGCUCUUCUCGCAGCCAGGUGGACAGGAUUGUGGCCUUAUCUAGAUUACGUCAGAGUGGUGCUUUCCUUACUACCAGCGAAGGGCUUAUCCUGCAACUUGUCAGAGAUGCCGCGCACCCCAAUUUCCGAGAGAUCCAGAAGCUGAUUAUGGACCCGGCCCCAGACAGUGGCCUUCUUCCCUUUCUGAUGACACCGAGCCCCCUUUUCAGCUAGGUCCGCUGCUCCAGGGCAGAUGGCUGUCCUUGAAAGUAUCAAAAUCAUUUGGUUCCUGCAGCCAGUGUCUCCUUUUGGGUAGGGGAGAAGGGAAUUGAGACUAGGAGCAUGUUGCUUUGUCUUUUUGAACAAGGAGAUGCCAUGCCCCCUAAUUCCAGAUGUGUGGGGCCUUUCAGUGCAAUGGGUUGUUUAGUUUUAGCUUCAAGGUUUUGUGGUUGUGCGUGUGUCUGCGUGUGUUUCUGUCUGCAUCCUGGUGUUUCAAAGUGGCUCCAGGUCUUACCCUCAGUUCCAAUUACAUCAUCUUGUAAGAAAGAAAGGAGAAUUUCUGUAAAGGAGGAAAGCCUUCAUUGAGUAGAUUAUUGGUGUCUUCAGACAGAUCUGGGUAUCUUCUUGAUAGUGAACUUGUAUGUACAGGAAUGGGAUUUUGAUUUUGCAGGAGUCUGAUUCUUCAAGCCGAGAACACCCAGACCGCCAUCGGAAUAAAUGAUAUUGCUGGA
This is a messenger RNA of Eublepharis macularius, 1285 nucleotides long. It is a transcript of the gene ISOC2, whose product is annotated as isochorismatase domain containing 2. Bases 174 to 788 code for a protein of 204 amino acids. Lineage: Eukaryota; Metazoa; Chordata; Lepidosauria; Squamata; Eublepharidae. The transcript is spliced from 6 exons. The record is from RefSeq and is a predicted model, not a curated record. Gene Ontology annotation, cellular component: cytoplasm.